CAGGCAAUCAACUCCACCCCCUCCACUCCCGUGCUGUUGAGAAAUCUACCCAGAUUCUCAUCGGUGAGGUUCAUCCCGAAGCCUGUUCCUCCGCUUCGACACUGAGGCGAAACAACAGCGUUUAAACUGCUGGUAGAUGCCUGAGUUUUGUCUGUAUUGUUUCAGCUUGAAAAGAGUUUCCUCUGUCUUCCAUCAGCAGGAAGAAAAGACAGACUGUGAACAAACCUCGUCAUGAACUGGGCAUUCCUCCAGGGCCUCCUCAGUGGGGUGAACAAGUACUCCACAGCCUUCGGCCGAGUUUGGCUCUCUAUCGUCUUCCUCUUCAGGGUCAUGGUGUUUGUGGUGGCGGCGGAGAAGGUAUGGGGCGACGAACAGAAAGACUUCAAAUGCAACACGGCUCAGCCUGGGUGCCACAACGUCUGCUACGACCACUUAUUCCCUGUCUCCCAUGUCCGCCUGUGGGCCCUGCAGCUCAUCUUCGUCACCUGCCCCUCUCUCCUGGUGGUGAUGCACGUAGCCUACAGGGACGACAGGGAGCGGAAACACCGGCUCAAGUACGGCGAGAACUGCCGCCGCCUCUACCAGAACACGGGCAAGAAGCGUGGGGGCCUGUGGUGGACCUAUGUCCUUACUUUGGUCUUCAAAAUAGGUGUGGACGCCACCUUCGUCUACCUCCUGUACCACAUCUACGAGGGUUAUGACUUCCCCUCGCUCAUCAAGUGCGAACAGAAGCCAUGUCCCAACAAGGUGGACUGCUUCAUCGCUCGGCCCACCGAGAAACGAAUCUUCACCAUCUUCAUGGUGGUCACCAGCCUGGCAUGCAUCUUCCUCUCUGUCUUAGAAAUCCUCUACCUGGUCGGGAAACGCUGCCGUGAAUGUUUCAGCUCAGUCCAAAACUCUCGCCAGGUCAUGACCAACACACUGUCCAGCGGAAGCAACUUGAUGGACUCAAACAAUCUAAAGGGGACGUGCAAAUCCACCCCUGAAACGCCUGCUCCUUCAUACAGCGUCGCCAUAUCUUGAGAUAACGGCAAUAAAGGCAAAGACUUAAUUAAGAACAAUGUCAUGGGAAAGGAAAUGUGCCUCUCCCCCUCCACAGGCACUUCCCUCAUAGACUUGUCAGCAGACAUUUGUGUGCUCAGACUCUGAACUGCUACUGAGGUAGUUCUUUACUGUUAUAAUGUUCACUGUCAGAGAAAUCCUGGACCACGAUGCAUAUGUGUCAUAGAUCUGGAAUGUGCUCACGAUUGUGGGUUCGGGUCGGAGUAUUUACAGAGACUUUUGUACAGAAGAAGUUCUGCAGCCCUGGCAGAGAAAAUCUAGUUUGUGUGAUUCAGAAUUAGCUUUGAAACCAGCUAUGAGUCACUCAAUGGUUAGGAGAUGGUUUUACAAACACAUGUGGUUUUCUGUGUAAAGUUUUCCUCCUGCUCUGCGCCCAACCCUGAAAUACUUAGUUUAGGCUGUUCAACGUCUUUUCCCUUCACUCACACGUUUACAUUUGACUCUUGUGAAUACUUUAUUUAUCAAAAAGGUUUGAAAGAUACUGCUGUUGUGCGUGUUGCUGCUCUGACCUGUUUUUAAAGUGCUUCCUGUAUACAGGGAGGAGAGAGCGAUGAAGUCCAAAUGCAGUGUUGUAAACACAGUUGUUAAUAAUAUCAGGAUGUCUCACAGUGCUGAGGUGCAGUGUGGCUGCACAGAUGUUAAUAAUAUUUUUCAUUAAAGAUGAUUAUUUUCAUGUUUUGAAAAUGUGUUUUUUUUCAUGUUUUUUAAGACAGUUUAGAAAAGCCCAUACACAGCAGUACACACUCCAUUCGCCAUAACAAAUACUGUAAAAGAAAAUAUGUCUAAGCAUAGGAAGUAGAAGAACAAUGUAAGCCAAAGGGUUUGUUGAUUCUGCACAAGUUCUGUGGUUUGACAAAGAUCUCCCACUUUCCUCCUUCUUCCACUUUUUCCAUGUGUUUCAUAAAGCCCUCCCCCCUCAUCAGCGCACAGAUUGCUCUGUUGCUAAGAGCAGCGCCCUCAUUGUUUGGGUAGAUUGGUACGUUAAGACGGGCAAAGGAGAAGUCUCCCACCCCUCAGUUUGAAUCACCCGUGCUGACGAGUGUGGAUCCACCCAGUGCAGGAAUUUGUCUGUCAGUGCCGCCUCUGAAUGGAUGACUCCAGUAUUUACACUACAACCUCCCAUAGAAGUGAUAUAGUGAGAAUGAAUAGUCAUAUUUUCUUCUUCUUCUCUUGUGGAGCCAGUUGGACAUUUUUUAAUUCGCUCUGCUGAGGUUUGGAGAUAUCUGCCUCCACCUCAAUACCACAGAAGAGAAUAAAUAUAGCUUGUGCUGCUCGGAGCAAUAAACUAUGACAUUUUUAAAAACUCAAACAGCAAAGUGUUUUUAAACAAACGAUGAAAAGAUAAUCCGCAGGCACCUCUGUUAACAGAUGUCACUUGAACCAUUAAUAUCUAUGUCAGGUGACGGUAGUUCCGAUGAACUCUUAACAAGAGAGGUCUGUGGAUUAUCAUGGUAUAACCAGGGCCCUGUUUUCAGGAAAGACAAGCUGCCGCCGAAAAGUAAUUUUUCAUCUCCACUGUGUUUGAUGGCAGCAGGAAUGUCACAGAUGGAUAUCUGAAUGCACAAUGAGGAAGUGGAAAACUAGGUAUUUGUGGAUGAUUUGAGACUCAAGAGAACUUUAUUGUCUACACAUCCAUGUACAAGAACACAGUAUGGAUAGAAUUUUCCUUAUCUGAGGGCCAGUGGGGCAACAAUUAAAGCUCUCAAGUCAAGUGUUAAGUCAGAUAUGAAGUGCAACAAGCUCUGAAAAAAUAAACAAGCUCCAGUGUGUGCA
Epinephelus lanceolatus (giant grouper) is the source of this 2835-nucleotide messenger RNA. RefSeq names its product gap junction protein beta 10 (gene gjb10). NCBI's taxonomy places the organism in Eukaryota, Metazoa, Chordata, Actinopteri, Perciformes, Serranidae. Gene Ontology annotation, molecular function: gap junction channel activity. Gene Ontology annotation, biological process: cell-cell signaling. Gene Ontology annotation, cellular component: connexin complex. The record is from RefSeq and is a predicted model, not a curated record.